Pterocles gutturalis (yellow-throated sandgrouse) is the source of this 1347-nucleotide messenger RNA. RefSeq names its product histone deacetylase 4-like. The annotation marks the transcript as partial. The transcript has 12 exons. Gene Ontology annotation, molecular function: histone deacetylase activity. Gene Ontology annotation, cellular component: histone deacetylase complex. Lineage: Eukaryota; Metazoa; Chordata; Aves; Pterocliformes; Pteroclidae. The record is from RefSeq and is a predicted model, not a curated record. Gene Ontology annotation, biological process: chromatin organization.
UGCAUUCGUGGAAGAAAAGCAACUCUAGAAGAGCUGCAGACAGUUCACUCGGAAGCCCAUACGCUGCUGUACGGCACAAACCCUUUGAACAGACAGAAACUGGACAGCAAGAAACUUCUAGGUUCUCUAACGUCGAUGUUUGUCAGGCUUCCUUGCGGUGGUGUCGGGGUUGACAGUGACACAAUUUGGAACGAAGUCCACUCGUCCGGUGCCGCUCGGCUAGCCGUGGGCUGCGUCAUUGAGCUGGUUUUCAAAGUAGCCACCGGAGAGCUGAAGAAUGGAUUUGCUGUUGUUCGGCCACCGGGUCACCACGCAGAAGAGAGCACACCCAUGGGUUUCUGCUAUUUUAACUCCGUGGCAAUCGCAGCCAAGCUGCUCCAGCAAAGACUGAACGUUAGCAAAAUCCUGAUUGUGGACUGGGAUGUUCACCACGGGAAUGGUACUCAGCAAGCUUUUUACAACGAUCCGAACGUUCUUUAUAUUUCACUACAUCGCUAUGAUGAUGGGAACUUCUUUCCAGGCAGCGGUGCGCCUGACGAGGUUGGCACAGGCGCAGGAGUUGGUUUCAACGUCAACAUGGCCUUUACCGGCGGCCUCGAUCCACCGAUGGGAGACACAGAAUACUUAACUGCUUUCAGAACGGUAGUCAUGCCCAUUGCCAAUGAAUUUGCCCCAGAUGUUGUGCUGGUGUCAUCUGGUUUCGAUGCGGUGGAAGGCCAUCCCACACCUCUUGGAGGAUAUAAUCUCUCAGCAAAAUGCUUCGGGUACCUGACGAAGCAGCUGAUGGGCCUGGCCGGGGGUCGCAUCGUCCUGGCCCUCGAAGGAGGCCACGACCUGACUGCCAUUUGCGAUGCCUCGGAAGCCUGUGUUUCUGCUUUGCUGGGAAACGAGCUUGAGCCUCUUCCAGAAAAGGUUUUCCAGCAGAGAGCAAAUGCCAACGCGGUGCAUUCAAUGGAGAAAGUGAUCGAGAUACACAGCAAGUACUGGCAUUCACUCCAGCGUUACGCCUCCACGGUGGGGUACUCCUUGGUGGAGGCGCAGAAGUGCGAGAACGAGGAGGCUGAGACGGUAACAGCCAUGGCGUCUCUGUCCGUGGGCGUGAAGCCGGCUGAGAAGAGACCUGAUGAUGAACCCAUGGAAGAGGAACCUCCCCUGUAGCAUUCACCUUCGAGCUGGAGUUCUCCUGUUUGUUCGUCUUCGUCUUGAAGCUCUUGCCAAGAAGCUUUCUCUUGUUACUCCUGCGUCCUGUCAUGGUUUUUUCCAGAAUACAGAAGGACAGCCAGGUGUAAAACAAUGCAACCGAAAAAAAAUCUCUCCAUAUCUAUAUGCAUCUACAGUAUAUAUUUG